AUGGUCAUAAGCCCACGCACCAGCUCGGUUAGAGUGGUUAGUUGGGCAUGCAUCUGCAUCAGGUCCGGCCGUGGUGCGUCUGGAGGUGGGACUUCGUUUCUGACUGGGCGUAGAUCUUCUUCCAUCCCGAUAUUCCCUGGACAGAUGGAGAUUUAUAAUUAUGUAGUUGGGGGUCGAACGUUUUCAGAUCCCCAGCGGAGUCGCCAAUUGUUGACGGUCAAAUUUCGCCAACAAAAAACCGGCCGGAUUAUUAUUAGAAAGAACUUUUCUUCAAAUCUUCUCUGCCGUCAAGAAUGGACGUCGUUGAACAAAUACCCACCGCUCUUAACCGCUCUUCACCAUUUGUCUAUCGAAGAUCAGGGUGAAAAGGAGAGUAAUUUAGAGAAGGAACAAAGAAGCUUUGGGAAUCAUGGUGGGAUCUGUGUUAUAUGUUUGGAUAAAAUAGCGCUUCAGGAAAUAGCUCUUGUAAAAGGUUGCGAGCACGCCUACUGUGUGACUUGCAUUCUUCAAUGGGCAACAUAUAGUAAGAAUCCAACGUGCCCCCAGUGUAAGCAUCGAUUCGAAUUCCUUAAUGUUCAUCGUUCACUUGAUGGCAGCAUUCAUGAUUACAUGUUUGAGGAGAGUGUUUGUCUUCUCCUGAGAGCUUCAUGGUUUAAACCAUUGACUGUAGAGGAGCAGGCAAAUGCCUACUCUGAGAUUGAAGAUUUUGAUUUCUUCGAGGAAGAAUACUUGGAAGAUGAUCUAGAUGAAGUGUACUACCGUAGUUCUUCAUCGAGUAUUCGAAUUGGUAACCGGAGAUGGGGAGAUAAUGGAUAUGUUAGGGGCGGUCGUCAGGAAGCAAGGCCGAGGCCGGUUUACCAGUCUAAUUUUCAAGACUCGGGUGCUGGUAGCUCUAGUCAGUCGGCUCAAAAGGAAGCCGCAAAAAGUAAAACAGGUCGGCGGGCAAAGAGGACACUUAAACGAGAAGCAGCUGACAGAGCAGCAGCUGCAAAACACGAGUCGCAUUUGGCUAGGUUAGGAAGAAAAUAGUUUCAUUUCUUUUAUGUACAUAAUAAGCUGGAACCCCAAAUUGACUCCUUGUACAGUUGUCCCUUCUUUUUUUUUUUUUUCUUUAACUUCCUAAAUGGGGAAAAAAAUCUACUGCAGAAUACACUUCUGCGAAAUAAUGAUGGGAUUUAAGCGAAACUCUAUCAAAUCGGUGGAACUAGUGAUGCACUGUAUCCAUC
Messenger RNA from Morus notabilis, 1226 nucleotides. RefSeq lists its product as uncharacterized. NCBI's taxonomy places the organism in Eukaryota, Viridiplantae, Streptophyta, Magnoliopsida, Rosales, Moraceae. The record is from RefSeq and is a predicted model, not a curated record. The transcript has 5 exons. Bases 1 to 1029 code for a protein of 342 amino acids.